AUGCCCAAUGGAGAGCAGGAGCAGGAGCGGGAGGGAGAGGUGAGCGGAGGCGAUAGCGGCGACUGGCAAUCUGAUGGGGGAGAAGACGAGGAGAGUGACGAGUCAAGCAGUGGUGAGGAAGUCGACUCACCGCCUCGCAUUGAAAGACAUUCUAAGCAUACGCAUGACCCAGCAAGUGUCUGUAGCAAAGCGACUGCACCGACUGGACAGUCUUCAAAGCGCAUUCGGACAUCUUCUCCUGUGCCGACUGAGAAGGCUCCGAAGCAGCCCAAAGUUGCGCCAUCAAAGCCCCGGAAGGCCUUUCCCAAGAUCAAGGUUGACGUUCCCGUUGCCUCUGCUGCUGCUACCUCUAGGACUUCUAUUUAUAAGGAUGGUGAUGAUGAGGAGAUGGAAGACGCGGUCACAUCCAAAGCGGCUCCGCAAAAUGUUAUUGAACUUCCAGACGAUGACGAAGAUGUGCCACAGAAACCCACGGGAAGGAGGGGUAGGACCUCGGGUAGGAGGGCACCAGCUAGCAAGACGCCCCAGUCGACGCCGGGGACAGAACCAGCGAUCCAGCAGUCCGGAGACCUCAACCAAACUUCUAUUCUCAAGCUGUUGCGGCUGAUCCACCGUCUCCACUUUUCACCACCCAUCAUGUCCCAGGACCAAGUGAGCGCUGCCAAGGAAGCCAUACGCCAGGCAGGCCUUAUGAUGGAGCAGAUGAAAGUGGUGCGCGAGGCCAGUCAGGCUGCCUAUAACGCCAGCUCAGCACUCCAGGCCAAUGUCCAGAAAUCUUGUGAACUUGGAGCCCGGUUUGCUGACUUGGAGCAGAAGCAGAUCCAGCGCAAUCUUGAUCUAGAGUUGGCCAAGGAGAACUUGCAGGAGGCUAAGGAUGAUGUUGCUGAAAAAAUGAAGCAGGCUCAGGAUCAGAAGGACCUUGAUCUUGCCGCAGCGCAGAAAACGGUGCAAGAGAAAACUGCACUUGCCGACAAGAAGCUGGCUUCAGUCAGGAUGUUAGAAGAAGAAAAUACCAAGCUGAAGACUGCUCUUGACGAAGCUAACAAGGAGGUGACGUGA
Messenger RNA from Aegilops tauschii subsp. strangulata, 1059 nucleotides. The record is from RefSeq and is a predicted model, not a curated record. NCBI's taxonomy places the organism in Eukaryota, Viridiplantae, Streptophyta, Magnoliopsida, Poales, Poaceae.